Molecule: messenger RNA, 1944 nt
Organism: Pelobates fuscus (common spadefoot toad)
Lineage: Eukaryota; Metazoa; Chordata; Amphibia; Anura; Pelobatidae
Product: coiled-coil domain-containing protein 15-like
Exons: 10
Coding region: 27-1406 (459 amino acids)
Cellular component (GO): centrosome
Source: RefSeq, a predicted model, not a curated record
CUCAAAGCGGCGGUUGGAGGAGGAAGAUGGCGCCGCCAGGGUCCAGGCUGGUGGUAAAUCAGGCGGUGCUGGCGGAGAGGAACCCGGGGAGGAUCGCACCGGUGGCGGCCUGGGUGCAGUGUGAGCGGGAAAGUGAGGGCCAGGCUAGGGAAUCUGCUGCCCGGGUUGAAGAAGAGUUGAUCCAGUUUCAGAGAGAAAAGCAAGAAAAACUUCGGCACUUUCGAGGAGCAGUGAUACAGCGAGUGAAUCAGCACGCCAAGCUGCGCAAAAAGCAUCAGAUCCAGAAGUCUUGUGAUGCUGUGGCACGAGAGGGGUGUGUAUUCAAGCAGUCUCUGGAUGCCGCUAAGCACCUUACCCCAAAGAGAAACACUUGUGUUUACCGAAAUACACCAGUUGCCAUUUGUAGCCCUCGUUCCCGAUGGGUUUCAGCAAAGAAAAUCUGUGAAAACCUCAAUGAGGAGAAUGAAGGGGGUGAAAAUAAUAGGUUAUUUAAACAACAUGCAAAAACUCUUAGCAAAACCAUGAAGCAAGUACGUCACCGAUUGGCAGCCCUGCAGACCGUGCAGAGGGAAGAGUUAAUGCUUCCAGGAGGUGUUUGGAAGGUCUCCCCCACGCGGGAUAAUCCUGUGUCUCGGAGAUCUCCCGUACCGUGCGCUCUUGAAGAUGACGGUGAGGAAUUGUUCCUGAACGGAUUCCAUGAUUUGCCAGUGGAGAUGUUGCCACAAAGUUCAGUUGACCCUUUCCCUGGAAAGCAGCCGUUAAAUACGACGUGUAGUCGGUUGACGAAGGAACCUUACCCUGCUGGCUCUGCUCCAGCAUUUAGCACAGAUUUCCGUGCUACUCUCGUACUUCGACCAGGCGUUGAUGAAGAAGAAGACCGAAAACAACGACAGAACCAAUACAUCAUGUACCGCCGUCUAUUCAUGGACAUUGAACGAGAGCAAGUCAAAGAAAUGAAGAGACAAAAAGAACACUAUAAAAAAAUGUUGAAAAUUAAGCACGGCAAAGAAGUACAGCGACAAUUAGAAGAGCAGAGAUUGAGGGACGAAGCAGAUCAGGAAGAACUCCAUUCCUUUCAAAGAGAAUGUGAAAGACUUGCUCUCGAGAGGGAAAUUGAAAAAGAAAAUUUGGAGAAAACACAGAAAACCAAAGAAUAUGUUCGGUAUAUAGAGGCUCUGCGAGCACAGAUGAAGGAGAAGAUGAAGUUGUAUAAUAUUGAUCUGCCUCCAUUGUGCUGCUGUGGCUCGGAUUUCUGGGGUUCACAUCCUGACACCUGCGCAAAUAACUGUAUCUUUUACAAAAACCCAAAAGCCUAUACCCGUGCACUGCAGUCUGUCCUUUCUUCGAGGGACAUGUGGGACGGAGGAAUAAGCGCCAGAUUUUCGGCCUGUAACCUCAGCACUUAACCUUGAACCGAAAUAUUGUUUCUAACAAUCAGACGGAAGAUGACUCUGUCACAAAUGAAUUUGCACACUUUUUAUCAAUGAGUUUUGUUGUUGUGAAUGACUAAGGAUUUUGUUGCACACACAAUAAUCAAAAAUAAUCCCUGGUCAGAUAUAUUUUGAUGAUACUAGCCUGUAUCGGUACAAAUGACUUUGUAAAUCAUCGUUGACGCUGUGCGUUAAUCUAUCUUGUGAAAUUACCGUAAUACUAACUAUUUAAGAAAUUCUGUCCAAUAUUAAAGCAGACUCCAGCGGCAUGGAAAGGAGAUGUGUUAUCCCUCCAGAUUACAUCGCACACAUGGAUUUCCUUAAACGUUUUGUGACAUGUGAAUUGUGCAUUGCUGUGCCUGCGAUGUUUGUUGCUUUGUUCUAUGUUUUCUAAGUCAGAUAUGAGUUAUUUCAAAAAACAGGAGCCCAUGAAUGCUGGGGUGAUUUGCAGAAUUUCUUUCUUUGAAAUAAAGUGCAGUGUGAUAAUCACUGGAGAUAUUUGCGUUUCUCUCUC